AUGGUCAAGUGAAUGUCAUGUUUUUGCAAUUUGGAAAGAAAGGGAGCGAACGACAAGCUUGACGACAAGAAAGAGCGAAGGGUGUUAGAAACUCUUUCGUUAAUCCCUUUCGGUUAGGGUUUGGUCUCUUUUCUCACAUAAACCACCGCGAUCACAACAAACACACGGCACCAUAAUAGCAAUUGUGCCACGCCUAAGCCUCAUUCCUAGUCACCGCCGGCGACCCUUUUCGUUUUGGUGAAUUGCAGAUUGGGGCAUUGUUAGGGGACUAGGGUUUAAGGAAGCUUUUGUUUUGGAUCAUUUGGUGUUUGCUGGAGCAUGUGAGAUUGUGAUUUUUGUAAUUUGGCUCAGUGAUUGUGAGAAGAAGAUUGUUGGGGCAAAAUGACAAUACCCAAACGAAGCUAUUCUCGAAUUGACACAUUGGAGCUGAAAGCUCUGAUUGUUCGGAAAAUUGGUCAUCAGAGAGCUGACAAGUACUUUGAUCAGCUUCGAAGGUUAUUGAGUUUAAAGAUAAGCAAGUCAGAGUUUGACAGGAUCUGCAUCACGAUAAUGGGGAGAGAAAAUAUUCCUCUUCAUAAUCGACUCAUUCAAGCGAUUCUGAAGAAUGCUUAUCUUGCUAAAGUUCCACCUGUUAGAGGCUCUCCAAGAGGAGGAAGUGCAUCCAGUGCAAAGGAUUCAAAUGGGUUGCAAAGAGGCUCCAUUCAAACAAUGUUUGGGGAUGCGUUUCCUCCUUCCAUGCGGAGGAUAGGCUCUUUGGCUGCUCGAGACCGAGACCGGAGGUUUAAGUGCCGCCAAAAUGGUUUGUGGCCGCUGGGAAAGCCCCAAUUUGGUCUCGCGUCUGAAGAAAUGAUGCAUAAGACACUGGAGCAGCAGAGUGCAACAGAACUGAAUUCCCUUGGCAGCAGACCUCCAAUUUCUGUUGAAGAAGGAGAGGAGGUUGAACAGAUGGCUGGAAGCCCCAGCAUUCAGAGUAGGAGCCCAGUUACAGCUCCUCUUGGUAUACCCAUGAAUUUCAGUCGAUGCCGUAGACUUCAUUCUAAUGUAUCAUUAUGUAGCAAAGAUUUCCCAGAGAGCUGUCACGGCAAUGGACAUCUCCCUGACACCAGGUCUUUGAGGAGCCGUUUGGAGCAAAAGAUGGAGAAGGAGGGUUUAACUGUCUCAGUGGAUUGUGUAAAUCUAUUGAAUAAUGCAUUGGAUUCGUACUUGAAGAGGUUGAUUGAGUCCUUUAUGGAUUUAGCUGGGUCAAGAUCUGGGAAUGAGCACGUAAGACAACAAAACAGACAGUUGGUAACCGGUUCAAAUGUAUUGCUACCUGGAAGAUGUAUGCAGACAGCGACAAGAUCUACUGUUGCAUCUGCUUUAGAUUUUCGUCUUGCAAUGGAAUUAAAUCCACAAGUUCUUGGACCAGAUUGGCCAAUACAACUCGAGAAGAUUUGCAUUCGAGCCGCCGAAGAGUGAAGCUGCCUUUGUUAGCUGUAGAUUAGAAUUUUACUGGUAGAUGAAAUCAGAAGGGAAAGAAUGGGUAGUUUGCAAUUGUUGAAAGCUCGGAGCGUUGAAGCAUUUACUUAAGCUGACAUUUGGAUUUUUGUCUUUUCCUGGGAUCGCACAAUUUACCAAAAUAGAAUAAACUAUAGCAUUUUAGAUAUAGGAUUAAUGAUUGCUAGGGAGUGAGUCAUGUUAAUACAAAAAAUGUGAACUUCUAUCGGAUUAAGAAGUUCACUGUUUCAUACUUUCAUGAGGAUCACCAUUUUCCAAUGGUAUCUAGUUCUAAUUCUUGUUUCUGUCUUCAUUUCUUGUACUUGUUUUAGUUCAACCAAUUUUCAUUGAAAUAAAACGAAGGUUUCAUAAUUGCA
Molecule: messenger RNA, 1853 nt
Organism: Cajanus cajan (pigeon pea)
Lineage: Eukaryota; Viridiplantae; Streptophyta; Magnoliopsida; Fabales; Fabaceae
Product: transcriptional regulator of RNA polII, SAGA, subunit
Biological process (GO): regulation of transcription by RNA polymerase II
Cellular component (GO): SAGA complex
Molecular function (GO): transcription coactivator activity
Source: RefSeq, a predicted model, not a curated record